GAGAACGAGAUGAAGGGAAUUCUCGGCUACACUGAGAAGGCUGUGGUGUCGAGCGAUUUCAUCGGCGACUCGCACUCGUCGAUCUUCGAUGCUGAGGCUGGCAUUGCUCUGACCGACGACUUUGUGAAGCUUGUGUCUUGGUAUGACAACGAGUGGGGUUACAGCUCGCGUGUGCUGGACCUGAUCGAGCACAUGGUCAAGAACGAGUAAGUUUGCAUUGAUGGUGUUGCUACGUUCGACUUGAAGUAUGUGCUGGUGCGUUAGAUGAGUGCACGCCAGCACUCUAGAGAUUUGUGUCGUGCGGAGUUGCAUACGGCCCCCUUCUUAUCAGAGCAGCGUCGACAAGUUUGCUGUUGUCUGUAUCAAUAGAAGUAUGAAACUCA
Phytophthora nicotianae INRA-310 is the source of this 383-nucleotide messenger RNA. Its product is annotated as glyceraldehyde-3-phosphate dehydrogenase. The coding region runs from base 10 to 210 and encodes 66 amino acids. The transcript has a single exon. Gene Ontology annotation, molecular function: oxidoreductase activity, acting on the aldehyde or oxo group of donors, NAD or NADP as acceptor. NCBI's taxonomy places the organism in Eukaryota, Oomycota, Peronosporomycetes, Peronosporales, Peronosporaceae. The record is from RefSeq and is a predicted model, not a curated record.